AUGCGUUUACUCGAAGCCUCAACCCUCGUUAAGGGAAGCCUUCUCUCUGCCAUCAUCCUGCCAUCGGUUCUUGCUUCCGCUGGUGAGGUUUCACUCUCGGCCUCUGCUCCCCUCUAUCGACGACAUGCCCAUCAUCAUCAAAGGAAACACCUCACUCCAAAGACCGACAAGGCCGGAACCCUCGAGAAAAGAAAUGGUGGUCGGGCCUGUCAAUUCCCAGACAAAAACAGGAUGGUCGCUGUCUCAAAGAGUCAAAUGAAUGGUGGAUGGGCUCUUCCUCCGGAUCAACCAUGUCAACCCGGCAUGUAUUGUCCUUAUGCUUGUCCUCCUGGUUAUCUCAUGGGACAGUGGGACCCUGAUGCCGUCACAUACACCUACCCUCAAUCCAUGAACGGUGGUCUUCUCUGCGACAAUGAUGGUGAAAUCUCAGUCCCAUUCCCUGAAAAGGAGUUCUGCUAUCCUGGUGCCGGAACCUUUCUCGCCAAUAACCUCCUCUCCCAACCUGUCGCCAUUUGUCAAACCGUCCUUCCUGGCCGAGAAGACAUGUUAAUCCCGACCGUCGUCAAUACGGGAUCAUUCGCCACUCUUGCUGUCCCCGGCCCCGAGUACUGGUGCGCCACUGCUGCACAUUACUAUAUUAACCCGCCCGGUGUAUCCGUGGAAGAAGGCUGCAUCUGGGGAUCGACCGCCCAUCCGCGUGGCAACUGGGCCCCUUACGUCGCCGGUGCCAACAUUGACGACAACGGCAACACCUUCACCAAGAUUGGUUGGAAUCCAAUCUAUCUCGAGCCCACCACUCCAUUCAGGAACGAGCGCCCGGACUGGGGUAUCAAGAUCGUCUGCGAGGAAGGAAAGCAAUGCAAUGGUCUCCCUUGUAUCAUCGACCCGGCUACCGAUGCCGUCAACGAAGUUAAUGGUGACGGUGGUUCCUCGACCAAUGGUGCCGGUGGCGCCAACUUUUGCGUCGUCACUGCUCCCAAGGGAAGCAAGGCCAUCCUGGUAACCUUCCCCGCCGGGAAAGGUGACGACGAUUCUGCUGCUGUUCCGGUGGGCGAGGUUGAACUUCCAUCCUCUGACCCGCAAACUUUGGAACCUACCCCGGACCCAACCACCACUACCACCGAGGAAGGAACCACCACCACCGAAGAGCUCACUACCACCGAUGAACCCCCAACCACCACCACCGAGGAACCCAGUUCCACCUCCACCUCCACCUCCACCUCGACUUCCACUACCUCCACCUCGACUUCGAUACUCUCGACUUCCACCACGGAGUCUUCGACCUCCACCACUGAAUCUACCACCGAAUCCUCAACAAGUACCAGCACCGAAUCCUCAACAACAUCAACUAGCAUCAGCUACUCCCUCCCCGUCGUUCAUAAUACGACAUCUUCUACCAAGGCGUACACCCCGACAUUAACUCCUGUCAACCAGGGUCUGGCCAAUGCUACAGCUGAUGCCUCGUUGUUCACCAACGGUGCAUCUUCAACUGCAGAUAUGACCCAGCCAUCGCCCAGCCAAACCAAGGAGAAUGCUGCUUCCUUUGUCGGACCGAGUGUCUUUGCUCUCGGAAUGGUCGCCAUCGCCCAUGCAGUCUUCGCCUUGUAG
Molecule: messenger RNA, 1608 nt
Organism: Orbilia oligospora ATCC 24927
Lineage: Eukaryota; Fungi; Ascomycota; Orbiliomycetes; Orbiliales; Orbiliaceae
Exons: 3
Coding region: 1-1608 (535 amino acids)
Source: RefSeq, a predicted model, not a curated record